CUGACCUGUAGCCUACGUGUAUGUUAUCAAAAUUUAAAAAUUGUAUCAUAAUAAUACAAAAUACAAAUAAUACGAUCCAAACGUUAUAGAAACAAUUUCUAUUUUUUUAUUAGAUAUUGGAAUAACUUUUUAUCUGUAUGUUUUGCAAUUUCUUAAAACAUUUUCUACAUACUUGAUAAUGGAAAAUUUAUAUCACCAAACAAAUAGAUUGAUAUUAGAAACACAAGAAUUAUUCCACAGAUUGGAAAGUUCAAAAUCUGAACUCAUUGAAGCAGAUGUGCAAUCCAAAAUAUUGACAAUAUCAAAGUAAUGAAUUAAUAAUUAUAAAUACGAUUUUUAUUUUAAAUUAAAUACUUUAAAUACUCCACAUUUAUUUGGUGUUUAGAAAUUGUGAACAUCUUGAUAUACUCGUACACAAAGAACCCGUUUCCAGACGUAACAAUGCCAAACUACGUGUUGAUCAACUCAAAUAUGAUUACCAUCACUUACAGGUAAUUAGAACUAUGUUAAACAAUAUUUAAAAAAAUAAUUUAACUUUUUUAACAUAAUAGUCAGCAUUAAAAACACAUCAACAAAACCACCAAAGAAGAUUAAGAGCUGAACAGGAACGUGAAGAAUUACUAAAUCGCAGGUUUACAAGAAAUGCUGACAUCAAUGAUACAACAAUAUUAAUCGAUAGUUCCAUACAGCAUCAAAACUCACUACAGGUACCUUACCUUAAAUUUCUUAGAAUUUAUUGAAAUUGUUGUUUUAAGUACAAAUUAAUAUUAUUUUAUUAUUGAUUUUAGGGAGCGUAUCGUGGAGUAGAUGAUUUAUUAGGCUCGGGUAACAGCAUACUACAAAGUUUACGUGAACAACGUGAUCGACUAACAGGUACACGGAACCGUUUAUCAGGAAUUUUCGGCUCCCUUAGGCUUUCCAAUACUACUAUGAAAUACAUUGAAAAAAGACUGACAGAAGAUAGAUACAUACUUUAUGGAGGAAUGGCUAUUACAAUACUUAUUAUAGUCAUAGUUAUGAUGUAUUUCAGUUAAUAUUCAUGUAUAUUUUUUUUUAUUUUGCUGAGUAAUAUAAUUCAUAACCUAUAUUACUUUAUAAAAUAAAUAUUCUAUUUUAUUAUUUAAUAAAUCUUUUUUAGAAUAAUUAAUUUUAUAUAGCCGAACUUGUUUAACUUGAAAUCAUGAAUACUUUGAAUUUUCUAUUAAAAAAUAUAAAAUAAAUUGUGUUUAAAUCAAAUAUUUUGUGGAAAAUUUGCAGUUUCAAUUUUAUUAAAGUCAGUGAUAUAUGACAUUCCAGUAUUAAUGUACAUUUACUAUCGAAAAUUGCAUUAUCAUGAAUUAUUAAAAAAAAUAUUGCUAAUACUACAAUCAAUAACAAAAUCUACCAACAAAAAUAAAAUAAAUAUAUAAUCUAAUAAUGUGUAUACAUGUAUAACAAUUUGAAAAUACGUAAUAAAUAAUUGGUUAAUUUUAAAAAGAAUUGCACUUAAAUAACGUGAAUAACAUAAUAAAUGGUUUUAAUACAAAAUUGAAUUGUAUAAUAUUUUUUUUCUUGUAGAAAACUAACUUUCUGCUGGUUCUUUUAAAUUCAAAUUAACAAUAUUCUACUGUGUACUAUGUAAUGAUUAAAUAAUUUUAAGUUUUUAGAGUAACAAAGCUGGUAUGAUGUCUUCUUGAUAUAAAAAAUAUUUGAAAAUAAUUUUUGAUCUAGUCUUAUAUGUAUUAAUUAUUAUUAAACACUGACACCAUUGUUGUAUUAAUUAAACUGUUUAUUAUUGUUUUAUGUUAUAUUAUUUAUUAUGUGCUGUUCCUUAUUCAGAUAUGAUAAAUGUUUAUUUUUUUAUUUUUUAUUAUACGUUACAUUAAUUAUUGUUUAUUGAUCUAUGUAUUUCAAUUAAUGCAGUAUUUAUAAAUUAAUAUUACCUAUGUGAAAUUUUUAAAAUAGAUCAUUUCAUUAAGUAUGUUUUUCUUUACUGUACUUCUGUUGAUUAUUAUUUAUUAUACAACUAGUACACUAUACCAAUCACAUAAAGUAAGAACAAUCGUAAAGUCUCCUUAUAAGAAACAAAUUUGUCGUUAACAAAUUAAAUAUUGUUCACUUAAGAAAUAACUUAACAGAAAACAAAAAUUAAAUUGCUUACAUUUGUUUAUCGUGUUUAUCUACUUUUUUUGUACAAAUUAUAAUAUUAAAUGAAAACUUGGACAAUGAUAACAAUUUUUGAAUUGUGAAAGCUGACCAUAUAUUUUUAAAUGUUUGCCAAAAUGUACAUAUUUUACAAAUUUUUUUAAGGCAUAGCUUUCAGCUAAAUAUAGUAUAAAAGUAGUCUUUAAUUAAACAAUACAACUUUUUUUAUUUUACUUACAAUUUAUUUGUC
Messenger RNA from Cinara cedri, 2374 nucleotides. Lineage: Eukaryota; Metazoa; Arthropoda; Insecta; Hemiptera; Aphididae. The record is from the annotation of a GenBank genome assembly.